AUGGCGGAUUUCAGCGAUGACGCCCUCGCAGCCGAGCAGCAGCAGCACAACGUCACAGCCGAAACCUCCAAGCCUCGCACCCUCGCAACCAAGCACAACCUCCCAGACCAGCAACAUCUCGUCCCAGGCUACAUUUCAGGGACCGUCCUCUUCAAAUACGCCGUCGAGUGCAAAGGCAGAGUUCCAGCAACUGGCUGGCGGGGAAGUCCCGAGUACUCCGCAGAAGGGCCUGAAGCAGGUCGGCAGGUCCACAAAGCUCGCAGCUGGUAUGGCUCGUUGUCACGGAAGUCCCAGGCGUCUACACAGGUGGCCAAGGAGACCAUAUUGGGUGGGACUAUGAAGCCCAGCUCGACACCCGACUUCAGCCGCUUCGACACCAAGAAGAGCAUUGAUACAGUGAACUUCGAUCCACCCGAUCAUUCUACUACGACUUUACCAAACAUACCCGAAACCGCAACAGAUGCACCCAAGGAAGAGAGCAAGGCCAAGUUACCCCAAGAGAGUAGCAUGAGUGGCGACUCGCAGAAGAAAUCGGAUGAUGGGAACACUGAAAAUGGAAAACCGGCGAUGAAUUCGGUGCAGGCAGAACAUCCAUCCGCAGAAGCUUCACAACCGCCGCCGACUGCAUCGACGUCAUGGCUGACAUGGUUUGCUCGACCUUCGACCGCCACGGAAGCGAAGGCUCCAGAAGCCGAGGCUGCACCACAGGAAGCUCCGAAGGAGUCCGUGCAGCCACAACAACCGCCUGCCGAGCCCAUGCAGAUCGAUACACGAACCCCGCCAGCAGUCGAACAUCCCGAAUCAGCAUCCGGAUCAUACUGGUUCAGUUUCUGGCAAAGUGCAACUGUAGCCGCGACCAAUCCAUCUCAGGCGCCCGAGCCUACUGAACAGCCAAGUGUCACGAGCGAAGCGCCCAAAGAACCCGAGGACGCCGUGAUGCAAGAUGCUCCCCCUCCGCCAAAGCCAGACCCGUCUCCACAACCUUCGGCAGGUUCGACAUGGGCAUUCUGGUCGAGAGAUACACCCAAGAAGUCUCCCGGAAAGCCAGACCAAGUUCAGGAGCCUGGCGAGCUAGCCGUCAUCGGAGAUGGAUCUGAGACUCACCCCAAGCGAGCAAGUCAAAUUGAGGUUAACGAGCCUUCUUCAAAGGCAUCCUCGGUUAAAGAUGGCAAGGGGAAGGAUAUUCAACCCAAGGCUAAAGCGCCAAAGAAGACCAAACGAGUCCGGCCACAAUCUAUGGAGAUUGAUGAGGCGUUGCCUAUCCGCCCCGAAACGCCCAAAUCAGACACCUCUUCCCUCAAGGGAGAAUCAAGCACCAAAGCUGGUGCAAAGACGCCGAUAGCAACCAAGACUUUGCCGUCAAAUCUACUCCUACCAUCUUUUGGUAGUACCUAUCGUAUGAAGGAGAAUCCGUCAAUACUGAAGCAAAUCACACAACUCCUUCUGCGGACGCGACAAUCGCCUGCGAAACAUGUAUUUCUGGCGAGAGAACCGCCCAAACUCAAGAAAGCUGUGGCGAUUGGUGUCCAUGGUCUAUUUCCCGCAACAUACCUGCGACCAAUGAUUGGCCAGCCCACAGGGACAUCGAUCAAGUUUGCGAACCAUUGUGCAGAUGCUGUCCGGAGAUGGGCCGACUCUCACGGAUGUGAGGACUGCGAGAUUGAGAAGGUCGCUCUUGAAGGAGAGGGCAAGAUAGGGGAGCGAGUAGAGAAUCUAUGGAAGCUGCUCCUAAAUUGGAUAGAGCACAUACGCAAGGCAGACCUGAUCAUGCUCGCCUGCCACUCCCAGGGCGUUCCUGUCACGAUCAUGCUGGUUGCGAAGCUGAUCGAGCUGGGCAUCAUCACCACCGCCAAGAUAGGGGUAUGCGCGAUGGCUGGUGUCUCGCUGGGGCCAUUCCCAGACUAUAAAUCCGGCAUGGGUAUGCUGAUGGGCUCCGCUGCCGAGCUUUGGGACUUCGCCAAUUCCGAGAGCGAGGUAUCGAAGAGGUACGAGAACUCGCUGAAGGUCAUCCUUGGGUACGGAGUCCGGGUCACCUACAUUGGGAGCAUCGACGAUCAGGUCGUCCCGAUGGAGUCUGCUGUCUAUUCACCAGCCAACCACCCGUACAUCUACCGAGCUGUUUUCAUUGACGGCCGAAUACAUGCUCCAGACUUCAUUGCACACCUUGUCGGAUUUGCGCUGAAGUUGCGCAAUCUUGGCAUCUCAGACCACGGGCUUAUACGAGAGCUCUCCAUCUCCCUAGCAGGGAGUCUGUAUGGAGGGGAAGGGCACUCUCGUUUUCUUGCCGUGACCCAUUGUCUUGAGACAAGCAACGUGGGCAACUUGCCCUGCGACAUUCAGAAGUACGAGGGGCUCGCUAACCCCAACCCGUACCACCUGCCGUGGAUUAUGCGCGGCCUGCUGGAGGAGGACUUUGUCAAGACGGAGCUGACGGCCGAAACGACGGAGCUCGUCAAGCAAUUUGAUGACUGGAAGCCGGUGACCAAGGCAUUGAAAGACGUGAAGUAUAGACUAGAGGCUGUACGGUCGAAGCUAUGA
Messenger RNA from Phaeoacremonium minimum UCRPA7, 2538 nucleotides. RefSeq lists its product as hypothetical. Bases 1 to 2538 code for a protein of 845 amino acids. NCBI's taxonomy places the organism in Eukaryota, Fungi, Ascomycota, Sordariomycetes, Togniniales, Togniniaceae. The record is from RefSeq and is a predicted model, not a curated record. The transcript is spliced from 5 exons.